Molecule: messenger RNA, 999 nt
Organism: Camelina sativa (false flax)
Lineage: Eukaryota; Viridiplantae; Streptophyta; Magnoliopsida; Brassicales; Brassicaceae
Product: putative F-box protein At4g11580
Molecular function (GO): protein binding
Source: RefSeq, a predicted model, not a curated record
AUGGAGAAGGUAGAGAGCUUAGGAGAAGUUUCAAAAUGGGCAGAUGCAAACAGAGACAUACUUGAACUUAUCUUCAAUAGGCUCAACUUGAUGGACAUUACCAUGAGAGUUUCACGUGUCUGCAUCUCUUGGUUCCUUGCCUCUCACAAAAGAGCUUUGUGGAACACCGUCGACCUCACCAAGCUCCAGGAAUUAGAUGUCUCCAACAGUUUUGUCUUUAAAAGUAAAGUACGACCAAUCUUCUUUUACAAGCUUCAGGUUGACGACGAUGGAGGCCUUCACAAGAAUCUUUUGUCUAAAAUCAUCUCCAGGUUCUUUCAUGACUUUUUUGAAGUAGAAGGCGGCAUAAGUCUCAUGAAUCUAUUAAUUGAGAUCACCAAGUUGAGCCGCAUGGCCCCGAAGACUUUGUUCUUUCACUUCAAUUCCUAUAUACAAGAAAAAGGUCUCAAAUUCGCUGCUGAGAGGAUGCCAAAUUUAGAGAAACUUGCUUUACCAAUCUGGUCCUACCAAACCGAGAAUUCAUUGCGGUUUGCUUUCAGUCAAUGGAAAAAUCUGAAAACAUUGAUCAUCGCUCAUGAACACACUUUCACCGGGAUAUUUAGGUUUCAAGCUGUGGGAGAGAGCUGUAGUAACCUAACCAACUUAAAAUAUUUGGGUUAUUUGGCAGAAUACAAUACCAGCCAAAUGGUGCGUUACCUCCAAAGCCUCAAGAGGUUGAGUUUGCGAUGCUCUUUGGUUAGUAUGGAGGUAGUUAACAAGCUAAUUACCGGCCUUCGAAACCUGACGAUUCUUAACGUUUCACAUUGCAAAAACUCUUUUAGUUUUCUUCCUAUCGAAAAAUCUACAGAAAAUUUUGUAAUAGCUGCUGCCACUCAGAAGCUUGAAAAAUUUAUCAGUUGUCCUCAAGAUUGUAUGAUUUGCAAAGAUGGCUGUCGUUACUCCUGGUCGUAUCUGGCUGAGGAUUGGCGGAACGACGAGAUAAAGGAACUUCAAUUCUGA